Molecule: messenger RNA, 1194 nt
Organism: Sceloporus undulatus (fence lizard)
Lineage: Eukaryota; Metazoa; Chordata; Lepidosauria; Squamata; Phrynosomatidae
Product: rho guanine nucleotide exchange factor 18-like
Exons: 2
Coding region: 582-977 (131 amino acids)
Source: RefSeq, a predicted model, not a curated record
CUUACAGUUGUAAACUGCUUAGACACUGCUUUGGUGGUUUGAAGCGGUAUAUAAAUGAAGCUUGUUUGUUUGUUUGUUUGGGGGUCUACACAGGGCCCCACUAUCCCCACAGCUCUAAUGACCCAUGAAGGUGGGAAGGUAGUGCAGGAGCAGCAGACCUACAUUGCAAAAGCCAACAUGACUGGUGAAAGGAGCAGUACAGUAUUCAUUUAUUACUUUUAGCAGUUAAGUAAAGGGCUUUUUAAAGACAUUUAGAUCAAGAUUUUUCUAGUUCUGCACCGUUCUCUUAUGAGUCCUAGCAAUCUGGAUUUUUUUUCAAGGCACAAAAAAUAAUGAAAGAUCAGCAGCACUUGUAACCCUGUCAGGCACCUUUUAGCUUCACAGUGAGAAACAGCCACCUGAAGCCCAUUACAACUCCCACUGGCCAUUUGCAUUUGCCUCCUUGUUGAAUCACCCUUCAACAUUUGAUUGAAUGGGUCUGUUUUAGUUCAGACUCACCAAGAGGGUUCCAGCCCAAAAUAAAUUCCUUUUUAACAGGAUGGGUUGGCGUGGGGGGCCUCAUUUUGGACUUGCCCAUUCAAAUGCUCAGGGACUCUGCUAUCAUGCUUUUCUUUCCCUCCACCUCCGGCCCCCAUCCAGACCGCCUGAGUAUGAAAGACGAGCAAAUUGUACAGAGCCUGAAUGAGAAGCAGCAGAUCUACCUGGAAAUGGCUGAGAUGAGCGGCUUUGAGGACCUGGCCUCCAGCUCUCGCCCUCGCCUCAUUCAGAGAGCAGAGUCCCCAGAGAACUUGCAGGGGGAGGCCAUCCUGAAACAGGCAGUGACAGAAGUGGAGAGCCUUCAGAACUGGAUCUUCACCCAGUUCGGGAGUGGAGUGAGUCCCCGUCCAGAGGAGCCCUGCGGAUCUGGAUCCCUGAGGCGGGCAGAGACCUUUGGAGGAUAUGACAGUACAGGUGCAAGCCUGGGCAAGAGUAAGUGACUGCAGCUCUUCUUGUGAUUGUUAGUAAAGGCUGGGAAUGGCAAAACAUCCUCCCCAGGGCAGGGCAGUUGGACUGCUCAUCAGUGGAACUAUAGAAAAGGCCACAAGGGCCAUUGAGAGUAAUGCCUUACUGGGCAAUACAGCACUCCAUCUCCCAACAAAUGGUUGUCCAACCUCAGUUUAAAGACCACCAAGGCUACCUAUUCAGCUUAUAACA